Messenger RNA from Brassica napus (rape), 465 nucleotides. RefSeq names its product glutathione S-transferase T2-like. The record is from RefSeq and is a predicted model, not a curated record. The coding region runs from base 1 to 465 and encodes 154 amino acids. The transcript is spliced from 2 exons. NCBI's taxonomy places the organism in Eukaryota, Viridiplantae, Streptophyta, Magnoliopsida, Brassicales, Brassicaceae.
AUGAAGUCUGCUCAUGACAUCUUCUUCAACGACUACGGGACGAAGUUCAAUCUUGAACACGGCUGGAGGGAGUUGAGGUUUGAUCAAAAGUGGAGAUCCAACUCUGUCUCAAAAGAUGGUGCAAAGGAGAAACGGAAGGAAGCUGCAGAGUCAGUCCCUGACUCGGAUGAGGCUAGGCCUCCUGGUGUUAAGGCUUGCAAAGCAGCCAAACGCAAGAAAAAGGGGAAUGAAGCAGCCUUUGAUCGACUAGAAACCAUUCUAGACUUGAAACGCAACCUAGCCAAACAAAAAAUUCUAGAUCGUCUCCUCUCUAAGAAACAUGAAACUCUAACUGAAAGUGAGGUGGCUCUUAAGGAGAAACUCGUGAAGGUUGUUGGUUGUGGAGGUCACGGGUUCUACAAGGUUUGUUGGUUCUACAGGUCACGGGUUGUUGGUUGUGGAGGUCACGGGUUCUACAAGGUUUAG